Messenger RNA from Gracilinanus agilis (Agile Gracile Mouse Opossum), 3384 nucleotides. RefSeq names its product semaphorin 5A (gene SEMA5A). NCBI's taxonomy places the organism in Eukaryota, Metazoa, Chordata, Mammalia, Didelphimorphia, Didelphidae. The coding region runs from base 1 to 3234 and encodes 1077 amino acids. Gene Ontology annotation, molecular function: chemorepellent activity; semaphorin receptor binding. Gene Ontology annotation, biological process: axon guidance; semaphorin-plexin signaling pathway; axon extension. The record is from RefSeq and is a predicted model, not a curated record. The transcript has 21 exons.
AUGGCUAACAUGGAGGGAACUUGCUUCAUCAUGUGGCUAGUUACAAGUUUGGGAUUGCUUGGAGUCGUACAACCAAUGGCAGCAGAAGAUACUCAGUGUCAGAGAGCUGAACACCCAGUUAUCACCUAUAAAGAAAUUGUUCCUUGGUUACACGAGUUCAGAGCGAAGAAUGCUGUGGACUUCUCUCAGCUAACAUUUGACCCAGGACAAAAAGAACUUGUUGUAGGAGCCAGAAAUUACCUCUUCAGGUUGCAGCUUGAGGAUUUGUCACUGAUCCAGGCUGUAGAGUGGGAAUGCGAUGAAGCUACUAAAAGAGCUUGUUACAGCAAGGGGAAGUCUAAGGAUGAAUGUCAAAAUUAUAUUCGUGUUCUUCUGGUGGGAGGUGACCGGUUAUUCACUUGUGGAACCAAUGCUUUUACUCCUAUUUGCACCAAUCGAACGUUAAGUAAUCUGACUGAAAUACAUGAUCAGAUCAGUGGUAUGGCUCGGUGUCCCUAUAGUCCCCAACAUAACUCCACAGCCUUGCUUACUUCUGGUGGAGAGCUGUAUGCCGCAACUGCUAUGGAUUUCCCUGGAAGAGAUCCUGCAAUUUACAGAAGUCUAGGGGUCCUCCCUCCUCUACGCACUGCACAGUAUAAUUCCAAAUGGCUAAAUGAACCAAAUUUCGUAGCAUCCUAUGAUAUUGGGAACUUCACCUAUUUCUUCUUCCGGGAAAAUGCUGUGGAGCAUGAUUGUGGGAAAACUGUUUUCUCCAGGGCUGCCCGAGUUUGUAAAAAUGACAUCGGAGGCAGAUUUUUGCUGGAAGACACAUGGACCACCUUCAUGAAGGCUCGGCUCAACUGUUCCCGCCCUGGAGAAGUUCCUUUUUACUACAAUGAACUACAGAGUACAUUUUUCCUUCCUGAACUGGAUUUAAUCUAUGGGAUAUUUACCACUAAUGUGAACAGUAUAGCUGCUUCUGCUGUGUGCGUGUUCAAUUUGAGUGCCAUCUCUCAGGCAUUCAAUGGACCUUUCAAAUACCAGGAAAAUUCUCGCUCAGCUUGGCUACCUUACCCGAAUCCCAAUCCCAACUUCCAGUGUGGUACAGUAGACCAAGGCUUAUAUGUGAACCUGACAGAAAGAAACCUUCAAGAUGCUCAAAAGUUCAUUCUAAUGCAUGAGGUAGUGCAGCCCGUUACUACAGUUCCAUACUUCAUGGAAGACAACACUCGAUUUUCUCAUGUUGUAGUAGAUGUCGUUCAAGGCAAAGACAUGCUUUUCCAUAUCAUCUAUCUGGCUACAGAUUAUGGCACAAUUAAGAAAGUCCUGGCCCCGAUGAACCUGACUGCCAGCAGCUGUUUGCUUGAGGAGAUUGAGCUGUUCCCCGAAAGGCAGAGAGAGCCCAUAAGGAGCCUGCAGAUUUUGCACAGCCAAAGUGUUUUGUUCGUGGGUCUUCAGGAGCAUGUGGCCAAGAUCCCGCUGAAGAGAUGCCUCUUUUAUAGCUCACGCAGUGCUUGUAUUGGAGCCCAAGAUCCCUACUGUGGCUGGGAUGUGGUGAUGAAGAAGUGUACCACCUUGGAAGAGAGCCUGAGCAUGAGCCAGUGGGAGCAGAAUAUCUCGACAUGUCCAACAAGAAAUUUAACAGUGGAUGGAAAUUAUGGAGCGUGGUCACCAUGGAUACCUUGUACUCACACGGAUGGCAAUAUGGUUGGUUCUUGCCUCUGUCGGACUCGUUCCUGUGAUAAUCCUUCUCCUCAAUGUGGAGGCUGGCAGUGUGAGGGCCCAAGCAUGGAAAUUGCUAAUUGUUCCAGAAAUGGAGGCUGGACUCCUUGGACCUCUUGGUCACCGUGUAGUACAACUUGUGGCAUUGGUUUCCAAGUUCGUCAGCGUUCUUGCAGCAAUCCCACCCCUCGCCAUGGAGGCCGGGUGUGUGUGGGACAGAACCGGGAGGAAAGAUACUGUAAUGAACAUUUGCUGUGCCCCCCACACAUGUUCUGGACAGGCUGGGGCCCGUGGGAACGUUGCACUGCCCAGUGUGGGGGUGGGAUCCAAGCUCGCCGCAGGACCUGUGAGAACGGGCCAGACUGCCCAGGCUGUAAUGUGGAAUAUCAGCCUUGUAAUACAAACUCAUGUCCAGAACUGAAAAAAACCACACCUUGGACCCCUUGGACUCCCGUCAACAUCUCUGACAAUGGAGGCCACUAUGAACAACGGUUCCGUUACACUUGCAAAGCUCGACUGCCCGACCCCAAUUUGCUGGAGGUGGGAAGGCAAAGGAUUGAAAUGCGUUACUGUUCCAGUGACGGUACCAGUGGCUGUUCCACAGAUGGACUCUCUGGAGAUUUCUUGCGAUCUGGAAGAUAUUCUGCCCAUACCAUCAAUGGUGCUUGGUCAGCAUGGACUCCUUGGUCCCAAUGUAGUCGAGACUGCAGCCGAGGCAUUCGAAACCGUAAACGGGUCUGUAACAACCCUGAACCCAAAUAUGGAGGACUUCCCUGUCUUGGUCCAUCACUGGAAUACCAGGAAUGUAAUAUCUUGCCCUGCCCAGUUGAUGGAGUUUGGUCUUGUUGGUCACCAUGGUCAAAGUGUUCAGCCACCUGUGGAGGUGGACAUUAUAUGAGGACUCGGUCAUGCACAAACCCUGCCCCUGCAUAUGGAGGGGACAUAUGCCUUGGUCUCCAUACUGAAGAGGCCCUCUGCAACACACAGCCAUGUCCAGAUAGCUGGUCCGAUUGGUCAGACUGGUCUGAGUGUGAUUCUUCUGGAACUCAAUUCCGAGUCCGUCAGUGUAUCAUUUUAUUUCCUGUGGGCAACCAAUGUUCUGGAAAUACCACGGAAAGUCGAUCUUGUGUUUUUGAUUCUAACUUCAUUCCAGAAAUAUCUGUAGCAAGAUCCAGUAGUGUAGAAGAAAAAAGAUGUGGUGAGUUCAACAUGUUCCAUAUGAUUGCAGUAGGAUUAAGCAGCUCUAUUCUUGGUUGCCUUCUUACUCUGCUCAUCUACACAUACUGCCAGCGAUACCAGCAGCAGGCCCAUGAUGCCACUGUCAUCCAUCCAGUCUCACCAGCUCCUCUUAACACAAGCAUAACCAACCACAUCAACAAACUGGAUAAAUAUGAUUCUGUAGAAGCCAUCAAGGCAUUUAACAAAAACAACUUGAUCCUAGAGGAAAGAAACAAAUACUUCAAUCCACAUCUCACUGCAAAGACCUAUUCUAACGCCUAUUUUACAGAUCUCAAUAAUUAUGAUGAGUACUAAUAGCUCUUAUAUUUUUGGUCUCUUGUAAUUCCCCAGUCCCCCAAGGCCUGUGCUACAUGACUGCCCAUGUGUUUGAGGCUUCAGAGAUGAAGUUUGGAGACAUUUCAAGCACACCUCAAGCCAUCAGUGUCCCAUUGCUGCCAAAAAUAC